Messenger RNA from Mizuhopecten yessoensis (Yesso scallop), 1479 nucleotides. RefSeq lists its product as uncharacterized. The record is from RefSeq and is a predicted model, not a curated record. Bases 111 to 683 code for a protein of 190 amino acids. The transcript has a single exon. NCBI's taxonomy places the organism in Eukaryota, Metazoa, Mollusca, Bivalvia, Pectinida, Pectinidae.
CGUGUUGCUAUGGUCGCUCGAGCGGUGUCGCGGCAUAUCAAAACUUUGCAAGAUUAGGUAGUCUUGUACAGCAGUUUCAUAACUUGAAGAAUCCGGGCGGAACACACAAGAUGGCCCGAAAUUAUCCUGCGAAUACGCAGAUACAAAAGUUUUUGGAAGAAUCAUACAACAAGGAGCGUGAUACAAGAUUAUCUUGGUACUUCAGAUCGAACAAAACUACUUCAUUGGCAGAGUCCAAACAGUCUGAGGUUGCCAGAAGGAAAAUCCAAUGCGCACCGAAACCAGCGGAGGAUCUGUUCAACAAGUUACCAGAAGACAGAAAACCACAAAAAUUCAACAAGAAAAAGUCAAAUUUCCAAGAUGUUCCAUUUAGAGAGAAAGAUAGUGGUGAAAUGUUGAGUGUUGCGAUGCAUCCAGUUACUACACAAGUAAGGAGUAAGCUGUACGAUGGAUUCACGAAAGAAGGCAAAGGUCGGUACCAGUAUCUGUGUGACAGAUACAAGGAAAGCCCAGAGGACAAAUUCCAAUUCCCUCUACUUAGCUCAUGGGAAUAUGGAUGGAGGUUGGGAGAUGUUGUGAAGAAAAGUGAAAUUAAGAAACCUCCAUUUGGACGUACUAGGAUAGUGGCAGAUACAUUUUACACCAGGACUGGUAUUCCUAAUAGCCCUGCUGUCGAUGUGUGAAGGUAACUUAUUAACGAUGACAAUUAAUUUAUUUCUGAAUUAAUUAUGAAGUCUUCUGCAAAAGUAUUAUGGAGAAAAUAAAAAAAACUAAAGCAUUUUGUGAUAUCACCUAUGUCAAUUGUUCCUGUGUCGUCGUGUCAGUGAUUGUAUUUCGUGUAUGUAAACUUAUGCUUCUAUGGAUUGUGCGAUCGUUCCCGGUACUGUACCAUGCUGAAAAUUGUUGAGCAGUUUUAUUUGAGGAGAAGGAAAUACCUGGAGAUUCUAGUGCUUAGAGAGAUGGGAACGUUACGUAUAUUACAUCGGUUGGAUCAUAAUUGUGAUAACAUUCUGUUUUAUUGUUUGUUGAAUAUAUAUAUAUCGGAGUGAAAAUAUGUGUCGAUUACUUUUUAUAGCAAUCAAUUAUUAUUGGAAUUUUUGAUGUUUGUCAAAUUUUAUAUUUAAAAAUUCACGCCGUUAAAAUCUAAUUGUAUUUGCUCAAAGUAGCAUCGUCUAGUAGAUUCUAUUUAUUGUUCGUGUGUCUUGUUAAUUAUAAUGCAAUAUGAAAAUGUGUACAUAUCAUAUAUAUGUAUUGUGUGAACAUAUUAUACCUAAGGUUAUACAUAUCAUGAACGAUCAGAGAAAAUUCAUCCAUUUCUCUUUUCAACCCCUUAUUCAGUGCCGUCCGUCCAAAACUGGCAAAUUUUGUCCUAUAUCCAAUGUAGAUAAUUAGUUGUACAUAAAAUGUUUACCUGUACAUAAGAAGGUUUAUUGGCGUAUAGUUCUUUAUAGUCUUUAGUAUCAAUUACAAUAUAGAUGU